Messenger RNA from Prosopis cineraria, 1026 nucleotides. RefSeq lists its product as uncharacterized. The coding region runs from base 1 to 1026 and encodes 341 amino acids. The record is from RefSeq and is a predicted model, not a curated record. The transcript is spliced from 3 exons. Lineage: Eukaryota; Viridiplantae; Streptophyta; Magnoliopsida; Fabales; Fabaceae.
AUGGGGCAAAUUGCAACCGCUGUGACUGCACUUCAUAAAGGAGGAUUACCAAGCAAUAUGGAGACUAAUCCUCGUAGAGAAGGAAAUGAGGAGUGCAAGUCUACACCUAAGCCAGAAGUUGAUCAAACUGAGCAAGAUGUAUCUUCUACGCCUCCUAAAGCUAAAAUUGUGAGUGUUGAAGAUGACAUUAAGAAGGAGUCUUCAAAAGAGCUACCUCCUAAAUGCCAUGAUCCAGGUAGCUUCUCAAUUCCUUGUGUGAUUGGAGACAAAUUUCAAGGUGGGGCAUUAUGUGAUUUAGGCUCAAGUAUCAAUUUGAUGCCACUUUUUGUGUUUAGAAAAUUGCAACUUGGUGAAGCUAGUCCCACAUCAAUGACUCUUCAAUUAGCCGAUAGAAGUUUGGCUUUUCCUAAAGGUAAAAUAGAGGAUCUUUUGGUCAAGGUUGAUAAAUUUAUUUUCCCCAUUGAUUUCUUUGUCUUGGAUUGUGAUGAAGAUAGAGAUCUCCCACUCAUUGUGGGUAGACCAUUUUUAGCUACAGCACGAGCUCUCAUUGAUGUUGAAAGAGGAGAGAUCAAACUUAGAGUGAAUGAUGAAGAAGUUAGCUUCAAUAUGCAUAAAGCAAUGAAGUAUCCUGGCGAAUCUGAAAUUUAUUUUAAAGUAGAUAUUCUAGAUGAGGUAGUUCGAGAGACUUUAGAGUCUUUUGCUGUGAAAGACUCACUAUAUGCUAUAUUAUUGGGAAAUGAUGUGGUUAAAAAUGAUGAUAUUGUUGAAUGUAAGAAGCUUCUUCAAGCAUCUCCUUACUAUCUCAAUUCCAAAAGGGUAUUUGAAUCUUUGGAGCUAGAAUUUAGACAAGCUCCAUCCCUAAAACCCUCAAUUGAGCAAGCACUAACAUUGGAGCUUAAGUCUUUGCCACCUCACCUUACUUAUGCUUAUUUAGGUGAAUUUGAGACAUUGCCUAUUAUCAUCUCUUCUGCUUUGUCUGAUGAUCAAAAAGAGAGAUUACUAAGGGUUAUUAGAGAUCACAAGUAA